GUGGUAUCGCAGGUCUGGCAACAACAGUUCCAGGAACUACACCGCUCCCGUUUCUGACCACGCAGCGUACGUACACGUAGGGAAGCGAGCCUAGCACCGUGAAAAUGCCUCUGGCCAGAGACCUCCUCCACCCUCCAAUUGAACUUCAGAGAAGACAACACAAAAAGAAAAGACUGGUCCAGAGUCCUAACUCCUACUUCAUGGAUGUGAAGUGCCCAGGCUGCUAUAAGAUCACCACAGUGUUCAGCCAUGCACAGACCGUGGUACUCUGUGUGGGAUGUGCCACAGUUUUGUGCCAGUCAAGCGGAGGAAAGGCCAGACUGACUGAGGGUUGCUCUUUCAGGAAAAAGCAACACUAAAAAGGGAUAGCAUACUUAAUCAUGUCUGUAAUUAAGCCAUGCUGUUAAUAAAUCCCUUUUUUCCCCAUUUAUUGCGAUGCACUUGUGCAUUCCCUAAUGGCAGGUUCUGUCACUGUAAAGAUGUCAACUUUUAUGGUCAAUUUAUAAACUAGCAUAGCAACAUUUUUAAAUGCAAGAUAAAGAUGAAAUCUCAUUAAGGCAAUAAAGAAAUCUGUUAUAAAAGUUGAA
Molecule: messenger RNA, 587 nt
Organism: Anoplopoma fimbria (sablefish)
Lineage: Eukaryota; Metazoa; Chordata; Actinopteri; Perciformes; Anoplopomatidae
Gene: rps27l
Product: ribosomal protein S27 like
Exons: 4
Coding region: 105-359 (84 amino acids)
Biological process (GO): translation; ribosomal small subunit assembly
Cellular component (GO): cytosolic small ribosomal subunit; ribosome
Molecular function (GO): RNA binding; structural constituent of ribosome
Source: RefSeq, a predicted model, not a curated record